AUGCUGAAUUUUUGUAGUGAUGCGGUCAAUCUCCCGCAGAUAAUGGAGUACUCAAACAUGGAUGACCUGAAAUACGCUGUGCUACCCGUUGCCAUUACAAGGGAGGAAGAAUGCAACAUAGUAACAUUGGGCAUUGGACAUGAUGUCACAUCGGAACGGAAAAUGAGACUACAUUUUCCGGAUUGGUGCAGAUUCACUGGAGCAGAUCCGUCUGUGCAAAUUAACAAAGUUUUGUAUGAAAGCAUCGGUGGUACUUAUCACAAGGUAGCUGUUGGUGUCAAGAACGGUGUCCAAAGAGCUCGUGUUUAUGAAGGUUUCCAUUUAUUGGCAAUAUUGGGACCGUCCAAAUCUUCCCUGACCGAAUAUCAGGUAGUGCACCCUCGUUCACAGGGAUCAUAG
Gongylonema pulchrum is the source of this 399-nucleotide messenger RNA. The record is from the annotation of a GenBank genome assembly. Lineage: Eukaryota; Metazoa; Nematoda; Chromadorea; Rhabditida; Gongylonematidae.